This is a messenger RNA of Mustela erminea (ermine), 3173 nucleotides long. RefSeq names its product zinc finger protein 385B (gene ZNF385B). The record is from RefSeq and is a predicted model, not a curated record. NCBI's taxonomy places the organism in Eukaryota, Metazoa, Chordata, Mammalia, Carnivora, Mustelidae. Gene Ontology annotation, cellular component: nucleus. The transcript has 12 exons. Bases 323 to 1912 code for a protein of 529 amino acids. Gene Ontology annotation, molecular function: nucleic acid binding; zinc ion binding.
CACGUCUUAUCUUAGCCAGAGUUCUGCAGUUGCUUUCCUGCAUCUUUGGUGACGUCACAAAAGGUGUCCUGCAUACACAUCCUCCCUGAGCUAAGCUCCUGGCUAAUCUUUCAUAUCACUUCUUCUGUUUCCUUUCUGGUGCUUGCGCUAUUAGAUUGUGGUGAUCAGAUGUUCUGCAUUUCAAUCUCAUCAAAAAUUAAAUUGAUAUUUAUGGGCUAAUCUGGAAACCUAAAUACAGUUUAUUUCACUACAACUAUAAAAAAAUAUGUUCAACUUCCCAUUGGCUGACUUAUAAAGGGACUUCUGGACUACAACUUAAUGUAUGAAGUACUCAUUAAGCCCUAACAAUUACCCUGAAGAUGGUAUUAUGAAUAUGGCAACUUUUCUACGGGGAUAUGAAGAAAAGGGGAUAAAGAAUGACAGGCCUGAGGACCAGUUGAGUAAAGAGAAAAAGAAAAUUCUAUUCUCCUUCUGUGAGGUGUGCAACAUCCAGCUAAACUCCGCAGCUCAGGCCCAAGUCCAUUACAAUGGCAAAUCUCAUCGCAAGCGGGUCAAGCAGCUGAGUGAUGGGCAGCCCCCGCCGCCCGCUCAGGGUUCAGGACAGCUGCUGGCCAGCCCCAGCACCAACACCAGCGCAGGUUACGAAUUUCGGACAGGAAUAAUAUGGAAUCAAUGCUCUGUUCCUCUGAUUGAAUUCUGCCAGGUCUCAGGCAGUACUUGCCACACUACUCCACUUCCUGCUCUCGUGCGCACACCUACCCUGAUGAUGCAGCCUUCACUGGAUAUCAAACCAUUUAUGUCUUUUCCAGUGGACAGUAGUUCUGCUGUUGGGCUCUUUCCAAAUUUUAACACAAAAAGAAGAGGCUUAUUUGGGACCAAUAAAUUCUGCCAGAUGGAUCCUGUGCAAAAAGCAGUCAUUAACCACACUUUUGGAGUGUCCAUUCCCCCAAAGAAGAAACAAGUUAUUUCUUGCAAUGUCUGUCAGCUUCGCUUUAAUUCAGAUAGCCAGGCCGAGGCCCACUACAAAGGAAGUAAACAUGCCAAGAAGGUCAAAGCACUAGAGGCAACGAAAAAUAAACCCAAAAUGGUUUCUUCCAAGGACAGCGCAAAGGCUAAUCCCAGCUGCUCCAUCACUCCAAUCACAGGCAACAGCUCUGACAAAUCAGAAGACAAAGGGAAGCUAAAAGUCAACAGUUGCAGUCAGCCAUCAGGCUCUGAAGGGGGCUCCUAUCUCCUCAAAUCUGGCACAGCACCCUUGCCACCUGGAGCAGCCACUUCUCCCUCGAAGAGCACAAAUGGAGCUCCUGGUACUGUUUCUGAAUCAGAAGAAGAAAAAGCCAAAAAACUACUGUAUUGUUCACUAUGCAAAGUGGCUGUGAACUCCCUGUCACAGCUAGAGGCACACAACACAGGUUCUAAACACAAGACCAUGGUUGAAGCUCGUAACGGGGCUGGUCCAAUUAAGUCCUAUCCUAGACCUGGAUCAAGGUUAAAGAUGCAGAAUGGCAGUAAGGGCUCAGGACUUCAGAACAAGACAUUUCAUUGUGAGAUCUGUGAUGUUCAUGUUAAUUCAGAAAUUCAACUCAAGCAGCACAUUUCUAGCCGAAGGCAUAAGGAUCGAGUUGCAGGGAAACCACUGAAGCCGAAAUACAGCCCUUACAACAAACUCCAGCGGAGCCCAAGCAUUUUAGCAGCAAAACUCGCAUUCCAGAAAGACAUGAUGAAGCCUUUGGCCCCGGCCUUCCUGUCCUCGCCGCUGGCGGCGGCGGCGGCGGUGUCGUCGGCGCUGUCGCUGCCGCCCCGGCCGUCGACGUCGCUCUUCCAGGCGCCAGCCAUCCCCCCCGCGCUGCUGCGGCCCGGCCACGGGCCCAUCCGCGCCACGCCCGCCUCCAUCCUCUUCGCGCCCUACUGACGGCCGGCGCCCCGGGCCGCCGCCGGAGCAAGGCCCCGCGGGGUGCGGUGGCGGGCGCCUUCCGUGUUGCGGCCCCCCACCUGCCCCGGCCACCAAAGGCGGCGCACCCCCCCAGCCCCGACUCCAAAGACUAGCAGCUCACUAGGCUCAAGAGUGCUUUUAGGGACCGCUCCCACCGUUAGGGACCCGAGCAGCCCAGGCUUUACCCCCGCCCCUCCCCCACCCGAUCUGUGUCUCUGAGAUAAUUGGUUUCUUGCAAAUGUAUCGGUCAGAAAACAAAACAAAACAAUGUAUCUAUAUGCCAUUCGCCGACUCCUUUUCCAUGGGUGUGAUCUGGCUUAGAAAUGAUAAGGAAUAUUUUCCUGACAGACUUGAAAACUAGGGUCUUCCUCACACGUCUGUAAAUAACUCUGGAAUCCAACGGGGCACAUUCUAGUGUGGAACAAAACUAGAUGACCACAAGUGCUCACUUGUGGAUACCAUCUUACCAACGGAUCACAACGUUUUCUUUUCUGGUGUACUAUUGUCGACAGGGAUUGUGUACUGUUUUAGACCCAAGUACUGUUGUAUCCUGUGUAGUACUAGUUCUGUAUCCCCUGUCUGAAUUCAACAUUUUUAGUUGCCGUGUCAAUGUUAGGAAGCAAAGUAGCUUUCAAUUUUCUCUUUAAGAGAACAAAUGAUAAAGUAAUGUAUUUUCUUUACUUCACGUUUUAUUUGGUGAUAUUUAAAAGAACUAGAAAGCCAUAUAACAUAGCUAUAAUUACUACCUGUUUGCUACUUUUGUUUAACUUAUUUUGUAGCUUCCUCACUAGUUUGAGUUGCUAAGCAAAUGUAUACAACCAGAAAAAAAGAGCUCCCUCGGCUGCACAUUUUUGCACCUCUUGUGCGUAUUCUGCAAGGAGACAAUGAAUCCAUGUAUUUCUACAUUAUUAUCUUCUUCAUUUUUAACCUGUUUUCAUUUGUAAUGAUGCUACAUAAUUUUGUGGCUCCCUAAUGCAAUAAUGUACAGAAGAUAAAAAAAAUUUAUAACUGAACAAUUUGUCUUUCUGUUCACCGAAUAUGUUGCAGGUCAUGCUCCUGUGCCCCCCUUUCUAAACUGGUAUCAACAAGACUGGAAUGUUUGUGGUAUCAGGGGCAAGAGAUAUCAUAAAACAAAACAGAGUGAACUCUUUUAGAGCAUCUAUAUCUGCAAUCUGUAAAUGGUAAAACGUCUGUGUAUUUUUUUAAAUGUACCUUUUCAAUAAAAGUACAAAAAGCAAAA